CUAAUUUCAGGUGCAACCCAUUGUACGGAACUAACCUACUUGUUUGGAGUAUCGCUUUUGUUUGGAUUUCAAUUUACUGAUGCUGAUAACCGAAUGAUCGACCUUAUGACGCGAAUGUGGACUAAUUUCGCCAAAUAUGGAAACCCAAACGGGCCCUAUGAAGACUCAACAGUGUUCGACUUCAAAUGGGAACCGGUAACCUUACAAGAGUGUGGCAGCCAUCUGGUCAUUGAUGAAAAGUGUGAAAUGCGUCCGAUUUACGAGGAACGAAGGGCCGAAUUUUGGAAGAAUAUCCGGAUAACGGCAAAGAGCAAUUGA
Ostertagia ostertagi is the source of this 318-nucleotide messenger RNA. The record is from the annotation of a GenBank genome assembly. Lineage: Eukaryota; Metazoa; Nematoda; Chromadorea; Rhabditida; Trichostrongylidae.